Molecule: messenger RNA, 3616 nt
Organism: Folsomia candida
Lineage: Eukaryota; Metazoa; Arthropoda; Collembola; Entomobryomorpha; Isotomidae
Exons: 4
Coding region: 627-1784 (385 amino acids)
Molecular function (GO): protein binding
Source: RefSeq, a predicted model, not a curated record
UGAUGUCGAGUUUUAUCAUAUUUUCCACAAUGACUCGAAGCUUAAAUGCAUUAACAUUUUGUAUUCAUAAAUAUUUUAUAUUUAUUUAUUUAUAAUAUGAUUUGUGAAAAGUAUCGUUUAAGACUUAGAGCAGCGAAAACUUCCAGAAAUGUGUGGUCUGAAAAAUAUUGAGUAUAUACGCUUUGUGAAAACAUUGGAAUAUCUUUUCUCGGAUAUUCCUCAGAAUAGAAUGUUUAGCAAGUGCUGGCUGGAAAUAUUACUUGUAAUCCCAGUUUACCAAGAAACUUAUUUCGGUACCUCAAAACCUUUCCUCAGGUAUCGCGCUUCCCGACCCUUCACUUUGCAUGACGUGCUAAAUAUGCAUUUAACUGCUUCCCACAUUUAUGACUGACUGCCUCCAUUAAAUAAAAAGUCCAGCGUUCGACAACCAUAAUUUUGUCCUCGUUCAGUACCCAUAUUUCGUAGCAUUUUAGCUAAUAAAAAUCAAUCCACUGCACAACCACAACAUUUGUAAAACCCGUCAAAAUUAUUUCCCCCAUUAAAGUGAGUGAGUAUCUAUAACUGAAGAAGUACAAGAACAAUACAAUCCUAGUGCUUGAUAAGAAGAGAACUUUGAAGUGUCCAUUAUGGAAAUCGCUAACGAUAUUGUCCCGGGAUGCAGCAUUCACGCUGAGAAGAACAACCAGGGAUCCAAUUUCAUAGACUAUUCUCCGCCCCAAAGGAUGGAGAAAAUUUCACCACAAAUCCUGGGCGACCAAAAACAACCCCUCGCCGUCGUCUCCAAGGAGGAGGCGACAAGCUGGCGACAAACACACCCGCUCCUGAUUGCGGAGGUCCUCGAAACCAUUUUCUCUUACGUGGACCACGCCACUCUGAAGACCUGCUGCACCGUGUCCUCCCGCUGGUCCGUCCUGGCCACCCCGCUGCUUCGAUCCCGCUCCCAGAUCCGCAUCCUAUGCGGAGGGAGUGAAGAAUUCUUCUCCACGAUCUCCUCCUCCGCCAUCCUUCCCAUGGCCAGUCUCACCUACAGAGUCCACCGCCCCUCACCCCCCUCCUCCCCCUUCCUGUCCGAUAGAGCGUCCAGUUUCUUCGCCAAGUUUGGUCCUUCCCUCACCUCUCUCACCCUGCACGCUGACGACAUGACCGAAUCCACUUCAAAGCACUAUUUCUCCAUAGUGUCCCACCUUGUGAGUCGCGACUGCCCCUCCUUGACCCACUUGGCCUUGAUAAACCUUCAAUUUCUCCGUUACGACGACCCCCUCGACCCUGCCAUCCUGAAUUUCACGUCACCUUCAAUCCGCCAUUUUACCAUCUCAUUCGGAACCACCUUCUCCCUCCGACCGGGAACUGUCUUGAACGGCGUGGCAGUUUUCAAAUCCCUCCUCACCAUCGCCCCCAACGCUACGAAUCUCACGACCGGCUGCCUCGGUGGGGGUGAAACCUUCACUAUCUUCCUCAGAAUGUUGAAAGACUCCCAGAUUUCGGGCCAACUGACCAGCUUCUCCCUCCACGGGGGUCCACUCGACAAGGUGGCCUUGAAUUUGCUAAAUUCCAUGAACUUCCCGAAACUCACCUCGUUCAAGAUCGAUACCAAAAUCACGGUGCAGACGACCGAAUUCAUGCACUUUUUAGAAAAGUUGAGCCCCCUUUUGGAAAAAUUGGUCAUGUUUGGCGACAAGUGGGGAGAAAAGGAUGAGGGCGGAAUUACGAUGGAUUUCCCCCUCAUGCCAAAACUCAGGGUGUUUAAGCAUCAGGCUUGCGAGUGGGGGGUGCAGAUUUUCUGAAAAGAUUGCCAAAUUUGGGGGAGCUGGAGAUUCGCAAUUGUCGACGUUCCUCCUUGAGAGAUAUGAGGGAUACCGUGUACGGAACAAUGUUCAAGCCGAGGGAGGAAAUCAUGGGGGAAAAUCCUAUUUAUGCCAACGUCCAUGUCAAGAAGGUUGUUCUCGAUGUGGUCUUUGUCCCCUCGUUUGAAAAUCUGGGGUCGAUUGAUAAAAUACUAAAAAUGUUUCCAAACGUGACGGAGUUUGAGCUCGCGGUCAGUUUCGCGUAUAAAAACAUCUGCGUGGGAUACGUUCUGGAGACGCUGGCCGAAUCGAAGAUUAAGAAGAUCAAGGUCAAGUUUUUAGCGUGUGAUCAACUCAUGCGAGGGUAUGAGAGGGUUUCGGCAUCAUUUCAUGCCGCGUUGGAGAGAUAUUUGCCCAAAUUUUCUGAACUCCAACGGGUCGACCUUAUCCUGGAGGACAUGUCACCCAUGUCAACAUUCCACUUGCCACUUUACGUUGUUGAAGGGAUAUUAUGCACCAAGUCGUUGAGGGUCCUUAACCUGACCGGAUUUUCCAUUGGGCAGGACGGCGAAGAAGAGACGGAAAUGUGUCGCCAACUCUUAGAUGACAAAUUGGUCCAGUGGAAAAUUAGUGAUCCAUACAUCCAUACGCCGGAUAUGAAUGAAACAUGACGUUUUCCAUUUAUUGACCUACAGUCGCCAAACUUUCUGAGAAUGUUUACGGUCACGCAGGUCAAAGCAUAUUUUCUCAUAUUUGUCAUAUUUUAGGGGUUUGGGGCAUACUCAUAUUCCCGAUCAUAUUUCGGGCUUUUUUCGUUCAUUUUAUAAUUUUUGGCGAGAUUCUAAGAUUUGGCAACCAAAUCGACAGAAAAUGACAAAAGAUUCAGUUUUCUCACAAUGAUUCAUUGUCAGAAACUUACAUUGUCAAUUUACAUUGACUUUUGUUUACUCUAAGGUGAUUUAAUUCAUUGGGAAUGAAUUAAAUCACCCCAGAACUUGUUUAAUUGCUAAAGAUUGAGUAUCACAAGAAAAAAAUAUAAAAACAUUAAGCCAAAAAUUUAAAAAAUAAAGUAAUUUUUGUGGUCAUAUUUUGGGGAUUUUUACGGUAAUUUUUCAUUCAUAUUUUGAGGUUUCAUCGGUCAUUCAUAUCCGACGUCUGGUGCCAUCCCAUGUUCACUAUAUUGUAGUAUUUUGACUAUACAUAUUAGUUAGUUGAUUAUUAUAUGUUCGUCAUCUAUUUACAAUACAAUAAUGCAGGUUUGAUUUUUUUGUGGAGAAUUUGAACAGAUUUUGAUAAUCGAGGAGGUUCUUUUUUGAGAUAAGUAGUUGGAAAUAUGCAUUUUUGGUAUUUUGACUUCUUUUACCCUACGAUGCAAAAUUGUUUUCUGUGUAUAAAACGAUUUCAUCUCGAUCUUGUCUUUUAUUUUACUUUAAUCCAAUCUUCCAUCAAACAAUAAUGCUUCCAUCUCUCCGUAUACAUAGAUAGAUAUGUAUGUAGUAAAAAAUAAUAUGAUUUAUUUGCGUGCCUGAUUUAAUCAGAAUAUAGUUUUAUGAUAAUAACUAGUAAAAACUUAACAAAUAAUUGAAUUGACAAAUCUGAGAAUAAAAUAAAUAAUUAACAUACAAAUAUUUUGCUUACAUAGUUUCAAAAUCUUUUCAAAACAAUUUUAAACUAUGCAAUAUAAUUUUUUAGGCAUGAAUGUAUUUAACACACAAAUUGUUCUGAUGCAUUUUCACGAACAUUAUAAACAAAAAUGCACUACAGUAUAAAUAAUGAAUGAAUUAAACAAACUAAUAAUUAAAUACCCAAUUAAAAGUAUAAAGUUUAACUGU